AUUCAAAUUUAACCGGUUAAAAAGUGCAAUUGGUUUUCGUACUCACUAAAUCACUAAAGUAAUUGUUGGAAGUUGUGAACACAUGUUUCUUGAAAGUAAUAAUACAAAUGUAGGAAAUGCGCUUUCGUCCCAGCUUUAUUUUUAAUAUUUAUCAUGCAUUUCUCUAGUUAUGAAAAUUACAUACGUCAUUAUACUUAUGCGAAGUAGUAUUUUUUUUUCUUUACUGAUCUUAAACUCACUGAACACUUGAAGUUGGAAGGACAUUCUUUUUUUAUGUAUGCUUCAUUUUUGAAAGGAAUGAGUUCAAAAUGUCGUAGUGUUCUACACCUGUAAAUUUUUUAUUCACAUGUCUUAAUGAAUCUCAAGUCACUUUCGAAUUACUCUUCCGUAACAUAUAGUUAGGGACACUUCCCAGGUUUUUAGAACUUAGGUUUUUUUCGGAGCACUUUAGUUGGACUUUGAAUUGUUCUACUUAACAGCCCCUUCAAGGUUAACAUACAUAAUUCUCCUAUAUCAUGCUCUAGUAAAUCCUAUUCUCAGUCUUUUCAUAUGAACAAAUGUGGAAUACUGGCAUAAAACACCGUUCAACGACAUCAAUUGUUGAUGCGUGGUGUGAAGAGGGGUCUAUGAUUCCUGGACCGUCUAUAAAUGCCCAUGCUGAUUUUGAAUAAUAUUUGUUUUUGUACAGUCUUCAGUUCGUUAUACUUUAUUUAAAGACUUUGUGCUUCCGAGAACUAAAUAGCCGGUGACUAGUCGUUGAACUAGUCAUAUUUCGUGCUUAACCGUAAUUAAUGUGUAUCAUCUCUAAUCGUAUAUCACUUUAUGUGUUCGAGAACAAUACAGAACCGCAGGUUAGUGAUCAUGAUAUAUGAAUGCAAAAAUGCCAAACUUCAUAUAUAGGAUACCAACAAACAAAACGUUUCUACUGACGCACCAUGAAGAUGCUAUCAGACCCUUAACACCCGAGGGUGUACAGGUCUUGAUGGCAUCUGGUGUCUGUUUAAAAAAUAUGUAGUUUUAGACCUUUAAACUAAAUUACUUCGCUGUAUUACGUUGUAGCUGUGUUAUACCUUAACUUCGUUUAAAUGUGUGAAAUCCCUUAUUCUAGUUUUUUGGCUUAGGCUCAUAAAAUCUUUAAAUAUAUUUUCGCUACAAAUAUGUCAGUUAAAUGCCAAAAGUGUCUGUUACACAAAAUACCUAUGACAGAGUUUGUCUGACCGCAAGUUACAGAAUAUAUUUCAUUCAUAUGUGAUCUUAUGUGAUGCCAUUCAAUAUUUGGACAGUAUGUAUGCCAUUACCUUCGUAAGAAGUCCCGUUAUACAUUCGAAGUCUUCGUGUUACAGAGAAUUCUGUUUUAUGCGACACUAAUAUCAGUUAAACCAACGGGUCUUUUCUCAAGACGUAAUGGGAGGUUAUUUAGUAUGACAUCCUUUUUCCAGACACUCGAUGUGCGUACACUGACUCAAAAGGAUCGGAUUAAAUAUUUCUUUUUCAAAAUUAAGAUCUUUGAAUUUUACUGCCAUGCAAAAUUUGUUACGGAAAAUUUUAUUGGUUAUUAAUUUCAUAUGUCUGAUCCAUAAUUUCUGAUUCCACUAAUAUUUAAAAUAAAGAUAUUAGAUGAAAUUAUUUUAUAAACAGAUUUACGUACGUUUUGAGUAAAGCAUUUCUUGGUGGGUUGUUUUACAUAUUAUUUUGAUUGUUUUACAUGCAACAUCUUUACGAAAAGCAACAUUGUUACUAUUCUUGCACUGAUAAUCAUCGUUAAUACAAUUUAUAUAUGAUACAACUAAUUGUAUACACUCUCACUGUUGAUCAUAGCUGUUAUGUAGUAUUUAAACAUUUUCGAGUACCAUUUGUCAGACAUUAAAUGUUUAGUACUAAUUUCGUAGAAAAAAUAUUAGCCAGUUUAUUUUCCUUGAAAAAUAAUUUGAUUAGGAGUCGUAUAUAGAAAUGCGAGUUGAAUAGUCCAAUAAAGCAAAAUUUUGUUGCAAGAACUUUUUCUCCGUGGUUCAAACAUACUAUUGAGUCUAAAAUCAUCGUCUGGAACAUGUUUUCAAAUAACCGAAUUCUUAGUUUUGGUUAAAAAACUGCAAAGACUUGUAUGAAAAUAAUCUGCCAAAACGUGUUUAAAAGUGGCAAAUAAUUACUUGAUAGCUCUGUAUUUUUUAUUUAUCUAAAACAGGAGCUUCAACAGUUUUCUCGAGUACUUCAAAUAAUUAUUAUCCCUUAAAAAAUUUAUAGUCUGAAAACUAAUAUUUUCAACCAAAGAUAUAAAGUCAGUUGUUGCUAUAAGUCACAAAUAGAUUAAAAGCCACAAUUUAUUUAAAACAUUGAAGUUUAUAUCAGUGAAAGGUGAAAACUUAGAACUAGUAGCUUCUUGACACAGAAUAAUUUAAUAUUAAAUGAAGAUUUAUGCCAUAUAUUUUCCUUUAUGAGACUGUUCAAGCAAUUUAGUUCUCAGAUAUAGAACAUUGCACAUAGAAGUCAAUAAAUGAUUUUUAAUACUAGAUGUUUAUAACUGUGGUAUUCGGUUUCAUAAAGUACAAGUUCUCAGGUGCACAAAUUUCUUCGUCGACUGAUCAAAUGUGAAAUUUCGUAACAAUAUUUUUAAAAUACGUUCAGAGUUGGAUAGAAUUGGAAAUCAAACAGUCUACUGGUAUGGAAUCUGAUGAUAGCUGCGAAAUAGCCUCGGUAAUUACAAGAGCAGAUACCAAGUCUGAUUUAUCUGAUAAUCAGACCAUUGAUUGGAGUAAUCGUCAAAAUCUGAGAAAAGAAAACUAUUCAAGUUGUGAUGAUUGCCUAUCAAAUGUAGAAGUAUUAUCAGAUAGUUGUUUGAACAAACAAUUUCACACUUUUUCACUAAAGCUAAGAGGUGAGUUACUCUGUUCGGAUUUCAAUCGUUUUACCUAGAGCAAGGAAAGAAGAUUAAACUCCUGGAACAAGAACGAAUCGGCUUUUUGGAACAAAUAGCCAAUCUCUGUUCAUCUUUAGAAAAAAAACAACAAGAGUUGGUUGAUGUUUUGAAACUUUCGGAAGAAAAAGCAAAAUACCACGCUCAUUACAUGACUGAGGUUUGUUUGUAAUUCCCUAUCGAUUUUUGUCAUGUUUGCAUUGUUGUCGCAUAUAGUGUGUGUAAGUAGAUUAACUGUCUACACAGGCGUAGUUGUUUUAUAAUUAUCUGAUUGUUCCACCAUGGAUACUCACAGUGCUUGAUCACGAUAAGAUCACUCAUUAAUUCAUUGUAUUACAAUGGUAUCCAUAUUUUUAAUUGGUCUCUAUUCUUAGCCAAAUUUGCAUAUGACACAGGUGAAUCAUCACCUGUUUCCAUUUAAAAUUUCAGGAAGCAUGCGCAUGGGUCCAUUUAAAAUGAGAUGAAAAACUGAGUUUUAAGUUAAGCAAAUUUUGGAUUUUAGGUCAUUAGGCACUACCAUUUAUUUCACUUUAUGACGCGUUAUACCACCCCAUGAGGUAUAUAAUCUGAGUAUGGAUACAAAAUUGUUACCGAGAAGUUGACUAUACACAGAGAAAAGCCUAAAUAUAAGUCAGUUAAUGGAUAAGGUGCAUACCAAAAUCAUUGUUUUUAAGAUGAUCUAAUAAUGUAUGACGUGCCGAGUUUUUUCGUCACUGUAAGGUAAGAGGUUAGAAGGGCGCUGGUAAACUGAGCAAACUAAGUUUCGAUUUUAGUUUCUAGAACGUAUCCUGUUAUUAUAUAUCAGCACAUGGAAAGAUUAUAUGCUUCAGUUAAAAAUUAAUUCAUAGGUUAACUUAUGAACUUAAAUUAUAAUUGAGUUCUUAUCAACUCUUAUUCUGUGAUUUCUUUUGCACUCUUGGAAUAAAAUAAAAAACAGGUUAGUAGUCUACUAGCCGAACUGAAAACACUAUUUUCAGAGCAUUCAAACUGUUUUAAUUCAGGAAAUCAGGCUUUAAUAGAUCAGGGUGAAUUUGGGAAUAAGAAUGAAGUUUCAAAUAGUACCAAUACUGAAAACGUACAAUUGAGUUCCACUAUUGGUUCAGUGAAAGGCGCUUGCUGUUCAGAAUCUCAGCAAGAUCAUCGUGGCCGCGCUCUAAUUAAUGAACUAUCUGCUACAGUAAGUGCUGUCAAAAAUAUGAACAGCAAAAAAUUGAUAAAACACGACCCUUCUCCACAAACCCCACAUAUAUUUGGUAAGCAUUCUUUUAUAAUUUCUUAUAAAUCUCGUUGUUAUUUUUCUUUUAUGUAUUGUAAGAGUUGGUAAACUAAAAUGUAAUUAAUUCGAACUAUUGAAAGUGACUUUUAGUGUAUAAUUUACACUUUGUGGAUAAACGAAGUGUAAACUAUUUGAAUAUUCAAAAAGCAUUCUUAAAGAAGAUGUGAAUUAAAGAAAAGGGACAUAACUAAAUCUUUACAUAAUGGCCAACAGUGACAAUAGAAUAAAGAGCUACUGUGUCCUUUCUACUGAAGUUAAAUUUGGGCUAUGUUAUCAAGAACAUCUGUUAAUUGAAUUCCAUACACCACAUGCUCCUCCAAAAAGUCCUUAAUUGCCUUCGUGACCAUAACCAACCGGUACAGCAUCUUGAACUGAUCACUUUUUAACAUUCUACUAUAUCUGAGUAAAAAGAACAGUCUGACCUUUUAUAAAGGUUGAAAUCGGGUAUAGAGUGAAAAAACUUCGAAUUUAUUUUCAUGAUCUGUCAUUAUAUCUAUAACCAUUAGAAUUUACUCAUGACACACGUCGAACAUCUUAACCAAUGUUGAUUAAAAAUAGUUAUGUAUUUUCAUAUACACUGAUGGGUUGGUGAUAACAAUGUAAAGUAAAUAUUGUAGUUACGUAAGGUGCAAUAAUUCUGCAUAUGAAAGUCUAGGAUACAAAAUAUAGUGGAACAGAGUCUAAGAUAGUUUCACAUUCUUUGAUGUCUCCAUCAAAACGUUGUAGUGUUAAGAGAUGAUUAUAGCAUCACGGCAUGUCUUUUGUACCAAGAUUUCUCUUUGACAUCCAUGCAAAAUAAAGAGUACCGUGGGAAACUGUGACUUUUUAAAGAAAUAGAUUUUAGAAGCUGAUGAUAUCUCAAGUAGAGGCUUGCAAGUGAAAUAAUGUAAGCUAAAAGUAGGUAAACUGUAAAAUCUCUUAAAGCAACAGCUUUGACAAAUUUUCUAUUAUCUCUCAAAAUUACUUAUAACGUAAACAGAUCUUAUUAUAAAACUAAAAUAAACAGUUUAACUGAAUUUGUUUGUUUUGUUGAUCUCCUGUUAAUUUCUAAUCUACAUAUAUUUGCAAUUCUUGACUCUAAGUUGGGAUGUCUCCAUUGAUUAGUGGUCAUUAAUUCGGUGUGUGUCUUACUCUUCGUAGAAACGUUUCCCAUAAGCAAUGUCUUCACUGCACAGUUUGCUUACUCGAAAAAUAUGCAAACUGCCUAAUUAGUUGGUGCAAUAUAUUAUUUCAAAGAAUGUUUAAGUUGAAAUAAUUAAUUUGCUCUUUAGACUAUUAUUCCUGCAUUGUAUAUAUAUAUAUUUGGAGAGAGAGAAGGAAAUCUAUGACUGAAUUACAUUACUUUCAGGGUAGUAUACGUUUGAGUGUUGUCUUCUAAACAAAGACUAGUGAGAAAUCCGAAAUUAACUAUCACCUCACUAUAAAAUCAAUUGUAGUUCGGAGUUUAGUUGGAGUCUCAUUUUCCAUCAUUUUUCAGUUUUCCUUGUUUUAAUUGAUGAUAGUUUGAGUUGUCUGGUAGAUUCAAGUGAAGGAAACUUGAAUAUAGUGUUCAGCGAAACUGAAAAAUCUUAAGAAAUGGGUGGCUGAUUUUUUGUUCAAAUUAAUGUAUAUUUUAAUGCCUCUACUAUAGCAUUUCAGAAUUUGUGAACUGUUUAAAAUCAACUGUGUAGCCCUUCCUAGGUGUAGAAAUUGCUGUGUUAACAAAGGUUACUUUAUGCAGUCAACUGGUUCAACACAUAGUUCUAUUUAAAUCAUUUGUAAAGGUUUUUAACUUAACUAUCAUAAAACCACAAUUCUGUGGUUUCAAGAAGAUAUUCUCAUAAUUUUAAGAUAUUUUCCUUCACUUCUUACGGUUUCUCUUUGUAAAGAGACUUUUUUCUCAAUAUUGAGUUUCAUUCGAAGAAUUAUGAACCUGUUUAAAUAAUAAUAUUCCUAGUGAAUGUACACCUUUACGUUCUACAUUUACUUUACUUAAGCCUAUUGUAUUUACAAUUUAACAUCAAUCUUAGUUUUUCCCGUCAGUAAUUAAUCUAUAUACAAUAUCGUUUUUCGUAUUCACUCCUAACAUAAAAUAUAAAUGAAUAACAUUUAGCGUCAGUAACUUGGUCGUUUGACCUUCAAAAAUACUUAUAAUAGGGUUAAAAAUCUUUGUAUUACUCUGUUUUUCAUUUUCUUUAGUAUCUUUGUUUAUAUAGACAAUAUUACAAACUUUAUGAGAUUCGCGCACGAGACCGAAGGAUCUUGGUAUUGAGUCCCGCGUGUGUAGUCGUGGUUGAGCACUAUUGAGGGGUCACAUACUAAAACGAAACGGCCGUUUAGCGCUUUCAGUUUUCAAUGGUGGUCUAACAUUGAUCCACUCAUGAUAUCAAUCUAAACUCAACAAUCUUCACAACAUUAUACUUGUAAUUCUAAAGCUACCAGCCGGACCUUUUCCUAAAUUAUUUUUAUUGAUAAAAUUUAGUUUUACCUAGGCUAGAUGUUGUAGUUAAACCAGUUUCUUUGCAAUUGCUUCUUAUAAGCGUAUACAAAUUCUGAUUAAGCAAAGAUUUUUUUAAAAUUCAGGGUUUGUGGGAUUCAUCAUGUAGUUGAUAUUUUUAAGAUAUAAGUAAAUAUAUACUGUAUACAUAUAUACAUUUGUGGCUUGAAAUAUUGUUUUUAGGAGUAGGUAGCCAUGUAGCGGUUUGCGUCUAGCCAGAAGGUACUUUGUGUACUAGGGGAGGAUGCAAAGUAUUAUGAGUGAGAAGGGCUGUGAAGGAGAAUGAAAGAAAAAAUAAAUCGAAGGCCUAGAUGGUGUACACAAUACAAUUACAUUUACUAUAGAAAGCAAUAGAUGACAGUGAGCAGUUACACAAGCCUCAGAUUAUGACAAAAUUGGAAUGGAAACUGGAAGCAGAUAGUUUAACACACAACGGUCCUCGUAGUUUAAAAGUGGAGGAUAUUUUUCAAAUGUUUAUUCGUAUGAUGUGUCUAGUUAAGUUUUGUUUUAAUUAUUUAAAUAAUUUAAACAAAUUAAAUUACUGAUUGAUUGUUUCAGCUUUAUAUAGGUUUUUCUGCUUUACAUCUAAAAAAUUUAAUUGGAUUUAUAAUCACCAGGAUAUAGAGACGAAGAAAUUAUAAAACAAUUUUGUGUGAACUUUUCCUGUGAUACAUAAUGUGACAGUUUGUGAAAAAAAUUAUUCCUGACAUGUUAUCAAGCUCAUUCAGAUGGAAUUUAGUAAAAGAUACGUUAUCAUCCAAACCUUUAAAUAAUUCUGAUCGAAAUCCUAUUAAAAUAUCUACAAAUCAGUUGCCUAGUAAAUUAAUUCAGCACACUCAGGUGACAAAAAAUCCUAUAGCUUCAGAUGUUUGCAUAUUACCAUCAUUUUGUUGGAACACUGACCAUGUUCUAUACUGGUUACGUGAAUAUGUUUGCCUACCUGGUGGAUGUUUGGAAGCUGCUAGUCGACUUCGUUUAGAUGGUAAACAAUUAACAAGUGUAUUCGACAGAAAAAUUGAAAAACAGUUACAUCUUAAUGAUGAAGGAUUAAGAAAAAAAUUUUUUACAGCUCUCGAAGAUUUACGAAUACAUGGACCGCCUGGUAUAUCACGGCAUCCAGGACCAAGCCAUAUAAGCUAUCAAUGGAUUUGUGAUAUUUGGUUAAAACAUCAUUUAGGUCUUGUACAACUAAUUCCUAUAUUUUCAAUAAGACGUGUGGAUGGUCGAAUGUUGUCUAGUUUAAUUACAUACAAACGUCCAAAACAUUCCAUCCAGCAUAAAAAUAGACGAAAAAGUAAAGAUAAUCAUAAUUAUGAUAACGAUAAUUGCUAUGAUAUAAUAAUUUCUAAUCCCAAUGAUGAUAUUCCUCUUUCGAAUUAUUCACAACAGAAUCUUAUCAAUUUGAAAACUAAUCAAAUUAAUGGUAGUAAUAAUAAUAAUAAUGAUAAUAUUAGUAAUCAUUCAAGUGUUAAAAGUAUUUCGUCUGUAUCUUCCACAAGCAGCAUAACGAACGCUGUUCAAGAUUCCUGCAGUCAUAGUAAUGGCAGUAAUAAGUAUGAUAAUGGUAAUGAAUAUAUAGAACGUAAUUGGCAAGUUGGUGGACGUAAAGAAAUGUUACAUAUUUUAUUAGGUCUAUCGCAUACAUCAUCAUCAUCGUCGUCGAGUAGUGGUGCAGAUUUAUCUGUAGAUUCUAGAUAUUUACUUGGCAAAAAAGAGGCUGAAAGUUUACGUACUGCUAUUGAAUUAUUGCAUCAUCAUAAUUUUAAUAUAGAGUUGAUAGAACAAAUUCGUGAUAAAUCUGAUCUUUCCGAAUUAGAUCUUUUGUAUUGGACAAAUGAUCAUAUUGUUAAGUGGUUAUCUGAUUUAGGUUUAAGUGAUUUUGUGCACGGAAUUGAUGCAAGUGGUUUACAUGGUGCAUAUAUGGUACUUGAUUCAACGUUCGAUUUUAAUACAUUGAUUAAACGUUUGCAUAUACCAUUGAAUGUUGCAGUUUUGUGUAAAUUAGAGGAGAAUUUACAACGAAUAUUGAAACCAGCUAGAACUCGUGAAGGUAUAUCUACCAAACAGCAUAGAAUUUUUCGUCGACGUAGUAUUAGUCGGCUAAGCUGUACAAACGGUAUAAUGCAACGUAGUAUUACAUCAACUAAUACAAUCAAUGGAAGUUGUUUAUCGUUGAUAAAUUCACCAGAAUCCCAAACCAAAUCAUCUACGGAUAAUAAUAGUAAUAAGCAUGUAAAAAUGAAUGGAAAUGUAUUUAAUAUGAAUGAAAACAAAAAUACUGUCGUAGCAUCUUUUACUAAAACUGAUGUUAUUCGCGAUGCUGAAUCAUUGAAUCUAACCAUUAAGGAUAUCGAUUUAACACUGAAUAAUCCAAUUGGAUUGACACCGAGACGCGAGAAACGUCGAAUUCUAACAGUUACCGGUGAUUUAAUGAAUUCUAAUCGUUUAACACGUGUAUUUACACGUGGUCAUAAGACAUCAGUAGAUGUUACUGAACAGUCAAAUAAAUUACUAUCAAAUACACAAGUAUCCAAACAAUUAUCAGUAAUGGGAUUGAAUAUUAAUAAUAAUGGCAUUAAUGUUAACAGCUCCAAUGAUAAUUUAGAUUGGUCAUCUGAUGUUGAAGAUAAGUCAAGUACUUUAGUUAGAAAAACAUCUGAGAAAAGUUCAGACAAUUCUUCUACAUUAAAACAAUUAAAUUCAUUAGAUUGUAGAAAAACUACUCCACCUAGACAAGUUGUUCAGCCUCACGAAGCUCCACUUCUUGAUCCUUUUGGUUCUGAUUGUGGCAGGCCUCGUUUACGGAUUCUCCUAGGACAAACAAAUCGUUUAAAUUGUCUAACUGGAACAUCUUCAACAUCAACUACGAAAAGUAAUCCCAAUACCGCAUUCAAAAGUAUCUCAGAUCAUAAAAAUAAUUUAGCUAGUCGUCAGUCUCUAGCAAAAUCCUGUAUAACAUCAAAAGGAAGUACGAAUUCUAUUAAUAGUAUCUCUUCUUCGUAUAUAGUUCCAAUUAGUAAAACAGAUUUUUAAAAUCCACCCAUAAUUAUUUUCAAUAAAUUCUAAGAAACAGUAUUUCUUUCAUUGUAUUUUUUCUCCCAUGUGAUUUAUUCUUUUUUUUAGAUAUUUUUUGUGUUUCAUUACAUUAUCAAUAAUGUUGAUAGCCAAGUUACUGCAUUGAUUCUGUCAUUUUAUCCUGAACUUUCAUUUGUUCAAUAGUAAAUAUUUUUAUGUUAAGGCGGUCUUAAUUCUGGUUACCAAAUUUUGUUAGUUUGUAAUUGUACAGAAUCAAUAUAGAAAAACUCAAUGCAUAAUUCAGUCCAAUCGUCCUACAUUAUGUACUUAAAAAUCAAUAGUUUAUGUAAACGACAAGAGAAUUCAGCAAUUGCCAUCGGAUUAUUAUUAUUAUUAUUGUUAUUAUAUUCAGAAUCAUGUCUCCAAAAUUAUCCGAACAUGUAUAUAAUAUGAAAAAUAGUAUAUUUAUAAUAUGUAUCUACACUACUUACAAUAAAAUGGGCUUUAUCAUAUUAACUUUUUAUUCAUAAUCAACAAUGGAUUGUUUUAAUAAUCAUUAUAUUUCAAUUUAAUUAUUAAAUUCUGAAUUUGUAUGAUAUUGAACUCACUUGAAUUACACUAUGAAAAUGUAAAUGGAUGAUUUUUAUUUCUAUCUAUAAUUUAAAUAUAAUUAAAAUAUCGGAUUAAUUGUUUGUAUCUUAAAUAGUUAAUAAUAAAACUUUUUUUUUGUUGUUUUUACGCCUUUUUAAAUUAUUUGUUCAAUAAAGUUGAAUUUCUACC
Schistosoma mattheei is the source of this 10458-nucleotide messenger RNA. The record is from the annotation of a GenBank genome assembly. NCBI's taxonomy places the organism in Eukaryota, Metazoa, Platyhelminthes, Trematoda, Strigeidida, Schistosomatidae.